This is a messenger RNA of Trifolium pratense (red clover), 4553 nucleotides long. RefSeq names its product protein TIME FOR COFFEE-like. Gene Ontology annotation, biological process: regulation of circadian rhythm. The record is from RefSeq and is a predicted model, not a curated record. NCBI's taxonomy places the organism in Eukaryota, Viridiplantae, Streptophyta, Magnoliopsida, Fabales, Fabaceae. Gene Ontology annotation, cellular component: nucleus. The transcript is spliced from 12 exons. The coding region runs from base 256 to 3915 and encodes 1219 amino acids.
AUUAAAUACAAUCAUGCAUUUAAUAAUUCCCCCCAUGAAUAAAGCAAACGUAAUCAAACUAAAAUAAAAAGGCCACAAUCAGAAUGAGAGAGACACAGAACAAGUGCCGUAGUACUCCUUUCACAAAGCCUCUGUCUCAUCCCUACCAAAUUAAACAACCACCGUAGACGGUGAUUUUCCGGUAACAAACCGCCAUUUCUAUCGGAAACUAAUUCGCACUGAUUUUGAUUACAUGAGAGAAGAAUUCAGAAUCUCAUGGAUAAAACUAGAAGAUCAUCCAUAGCUUCAAUCAAUGGAUUUCUCAAACGAAAACAUCGAAAUAUUACUCUCAGAGAUUCUUCCGAGGAAGAAACAGUGGAGUUGAAGGAAGUACCGAGUAAGAGAGGAAGGAAUCACGAUAGAGAUUCGUUGAAUAGGAGUAAGAGGAGAAGAAGCUCUCACUCUUACGGAGACGAAGGAGAACGAAGCACUGAAGAGAGGUUCGGAAAUGAACUGGACGAUCAUGCUCGAGAUGCUGGUUUAUCGCGGAUCUGUUUGCCAAAUACGACGUCGUUUGUCUCCGAUCAAAAUCAUCGCCGGAAAUUUACGCCGGCUAAAUCUCCGCCGUUGAAGAGAACCGACGAGAUGAUCGGUGUCGUAGUUCCAAGGAAGGCUCGUUCAGCUUCAGUGAAAAGGACGCAAGAAAGUUGGAUCUCCGGCGGCGGCGGGGAGAAGCAGAUUUUCCGGGUGAAUUCCCCAGGGAGACGAAGCAUUGAGCCGUCGGCGUCGCCUUCUAAGAGUGUUUCUGUUCAGCAGAAUAUGAAAGCGACUGGUGAAGUUGGGAAGACAUCGGAAUUGUCUUCAUCAGAGAUGGAGAUUGAGAUAGCAGAGCUUCUGUACGGUUUGAGGACUUCCAAGAACCAUGACUCUUCAUCACAAAAAGUUGAACCAACCAUUAAUCAUAACACCUCUACAGAUGCUGAAAAGAAUAAAUCGAAAGACUGCAAUUCAACUGAAGAGUUGGCUAGAGUUCAGGGUGAGAAACCUGCGGGUGUGGGCAGUCAUCAUGGUAAUGCUACUUGUCAUGAAAAGGGAUCAUCAGAGGUUCCUAAAGAGGACAUUGGCGAAGACAAAGUGAAUUCCGGUGCUGGAUUUGGUGGUGAUUCAGCAGAUGGUAGGCCUUUAUCCACCACAUGGGGGUUGCAAUCAUGUUCCAAUUUGGAAGCUGAUAAACAGGAUUCUGCAUCUACUAGAGAGAUGUCUAUUGUUCCGGAAGAUAAAACCCAGAGAGUAGGCAAGUUUGACAUUGAUUUGAUGGCUCCUCCUCCUACGAUGUUGUCCCCAAAAGGGAAUGACUUGUCACGGGGUAAUUUGACAUCAGAAAUAAAAAAAUUGGCUCCGGACUUAGAAAUGAAGAGCAAAGCUAGUAUCAAGGUUGAAGACAAGGUGGAAAUGCUAGUCACAGUAGAGAAAGUUCCUGAAGAAAUUGAAGACACGGCCAAGAUGGCCGUGUUUAAGGAUAAGUUGGAUGUGCUAAAACAUUAUUUGGAGAUGCCAAACAAUGACAUAAAGAUAAACAAUAAAUUAGAAGAGCAGGAUAGGUAUAAGGAACAACCUACUGCAUUGUCAAAUCCCAAAAUGGAGAAAAUUGAUCAUUCCAGUUCAGCGCCUCUAUCAGCAGUUGUAUCAGGACCGCCAAGCAGUCUCUCUCCUAUUGGGUCAAUGAUUAUGAUUGGCAGAUACACGCCGCCCUUGCAGACAGCUGUGAAGACAAGUAAAACUACAGGAUCAUCAACAACCACACAGCAUGUGGAUUUUGCUCUCUCUGAAUCACAACCGAAGAGAUGUGCAACCCAUUAUCGCAUUGCUCGUAACAUCCUACACCAGAAGUUCACAAAGAUGAACCCCCUCUUGCCAGCAAUUAUUGGCUCUGGUUCACUUUGUGCCACAAAAACCAACAAUGUCAACUGUCUUAUCUCAGCAGAAAGUAUGGUCGUUAACAAGCAAUCUCAGAAACACUUGCCGAGUUCUGACCAGAGUUCUGACCAAAAUGGUACACAAGAGAAAGGGUUGGCUGCCACAGGUGAUCAUAAUCUCACUGCAACUAAAGGUUCUAAUUAUGUCAAUCCAGUACAUAAGAUGCAGUUUGUGCUACAACAGGGUCCACAGCCCGGAUCAACUGGGAAUCUAGUGCAUGGUCCUGCUUUCCUAUUUUCUCAAGCAUCAGUUGCAGCAGCUACUAAUCAGGCAGGAGGUGUGAAUUCUCCUAACAAUGCAUCCUCAUAUAAUAGGUCCCAGAGUUCAGUUGCCGGAUCUCCUUGUACCUCCUCAACUUUGCCAGCUGCUGCUACUGCAAUGAGCUUUAGCUACCCUCAAUUUUCAGCCAAUAAUUCUCCUUAUGCGACAAUAGUUCACAAUAACGGGUAUUCGUUCCCCAUUUCAACUAAUUCUCUUGGAGCAACUGCAGCAAUCAGAGGUGCAAGCUCUGCACAAACAACACAUAUACUCGGUGGGCCUUUGCACUCUUCUCAAAUAUUCCAUCCUCUUCAGCAUCCACAACAGCACCCACAUUUACUCGGUGUGCAACCAAGUUAUCUUACUGCACAGACAUCAAGUAGUUCAUCUUCUCAUAUGCAGUCGCAUGGUGCGCAACUAAAUGGUAAUAAUAUCUUGAACUCCACAUCUGCGGAACGACAGUCACAAAAGCAACAGACUCUACAGUCACGCCCUCACAAGCAAGAGACUGAGGUGAAUGAAAAGAAUGUAACAUCUGUUGCUAAUUUAACAUCUUACCCCCUAAAGAAUUUGCAAGGGCAGAACUACACAAUUCCAGUUCAGCCAGUGAACUUUUCUUUCAAGCCAUGUGCAACAUCCGAUAUUGUUGGUGGCAACAGUGGAAACUUUGGUGACAAGCAGCAACAGGUUUCAAAGGGUGGAGUUGAAGUUGUACCAUCUCAAGCAUUUGCAGUAUCAUUUGCUUCAUUUAAUGGAACCAAUCUUCCUUCAAACCUUAACUUCUCAUCCAUGAAACAGAACCCACUGGUAAUUCAAAGCCUUCCUGAUGUUGCACGGCAAGGAUAUCAAACCGCAAGUGCACCUCAUAAUGUUCAGCAGAAGACUUGUUCAAUUACUGUAGAAAAGAGAGGAGGGAAUUCCUCCCACCAAGAUGAUGAAAAGAAAACCACUCAUGGUAAGUCGUCAACUAAUGGGCCAACCACCCUUGUUUUUGAUAAUUCGUCAAAGAAUAUUAACUUUGUGCUAUCUCAUUCAAAUGGAUGUUGGCCUAGUCACUCCGUUGCUUCAACUGUGAUAACAACCAUGCCUUUUUCCAGUAAUACUUCAAGUUCUCAACAGUCAUCCCAAUUGCUUCAGCUUCAGAAACAACAUGGUGUGCAACAGCAUCAACAUUCCACGGCUAAUCGAAAUAAAGCUUCAUCCACCAAUACCGCUUCUGCCACAAAGUUUGCAAACAACGUCCCCGUUUUGUUACAAAGUCAUUCUCAAUGCAAAAGUUCUAACCAAACUUCUCAUUCUAAGAUUACGGGAAGAACCACAGGUUCUCAUGUUCAUCACACAUCUAGUAUAACAUCCAAGACUCCAACCACCAAAAAUGUUUCGGAGAAAGGAAGGUUUUCACAGGGUCAUAUGCAAAUUUCUUUUGGGGGAGAUUACACAACUUCUCUGCCACCUGAAGUGCAACAUCAACUCAAUAACAGCCAGCAUUUGUGUACAAAAGCUGCAGGACCUCCAUUUAAUGGGGGAAACUUGAAGCCAAAUUCGGAAGGUUGGAAAAUCGAUUCGUCAGCGAACAUUUCACAGUUGCAACAACCUGAGAAUUCUUCUGCUGGGAGUAGCCAAAAAUCUUCCCCAGUUUGUGGGAGAAAUGUUCCAUCAAUAUUAAGCUCAGGUCUCAGCCAUCUAUCUGAGCUGAAUUAAUAGAAAUCAAAUUGUAUCCUGUAACAAGGCAGUAUAAAUUGUCUCCAAUUCCACGCAUAAUCUUUUGUAAUCAGAAUAUUCUUGAGGUUGUUGUUGCUACUGCUUCAUGUUCAAACUGCAGUUGUUGGGUAUGUUACCGUCCUUGUGGUGGUUCUCCACAUUCAUCAAGGUCACAUGUAAAUUUGAAGGAAAAAGUCCAUGUAGCUUAUAUCACACACUCAUGGAAGGUACACAGGUUUUCUCAUAGCAGCCAGGUCCUAGAGUUUCACUUGUCGUUCUUUUACUUAGGUAGCAAUGACAAUGUGGGGUACACUCGAUUGAAAUUUAAUGAGGUGAUAGGACCGACGUAUGAUACCACAGUUGCUUGCUGGUGGGAAUUGACAGAAACGGUGGAUAAUGAAAGGAAGUUGGAAUCUAUUGGGCCUGAAAUUUUGAAAAAGUAGGGACCUCUCGUUAUAAUGUCAUAUUUCUUGGUUGGUUAGCUUCUUGUAAGCUUCAACAUUAUAGUGGGGUCUAAUUAAUUUAACAUAGAAAAGGUAUUCUAUUAAUAUGUAUAUAUGAUUUUUUUUUUUGUCUCCCACAUGAGAUGUACUUACUAUAUUAAUUCAUUAAUGAAAAAGCUGCAAUUAUUUCUUUCA